CGCAUCGCCCUUCAGUGGAUUUUCCCAAAGUAAUACUCUUAGCCUAAAAAAUAAUGCGCCAUGCAUAAAAUCAAGCAGUGGACAAACCCUUCUGUGGGCUGGGCUAGUGUAGAAUUACAGACUGUAGAGGAGGGGCAUAGAGCGCUUCUAACAGACCGACCCAGACAAUGACUUUGUUGUUGCAGGUCGACAAACUUUUCCAGGUGAUGCGUGCCAUCCAGCGACGGCUGCGACAGUAGACUACCGCAAAGCGCAUCAGUACCAUCCCGGGGUAGACUUUUAUAAGACAGUUUUAGAGAGGGAAACAAGGAUUUAAUCCAACCAUGUUCUUCUUAUUAAUGUUUAUUGCUUGCCUGUGGCUGCAGUGUGUACUCGCCCAGACCAGAACCCAGAGCAUGGUGGUGGAAGCUCGUAACAUCACGCUCCCAGCAGGCUCCAACGCCUUGCUGCCGUGUCACAACCAACGCAUCGUUUGGCGGCAGGAUCGUCUGCGGGACCGGCAGCGUGUGGUGCACUGGGACGUGUAUCGCAGCCGCCCACACGAGGGGGUGGAGCGCGUGCUGGACCUCUUCCCUGGGGGCAGUGAACGCCUCUACAGCAACUACAACAAGGGCCGCAUCAACAUCUCACCCGACGCGUUCAUUGAUGGCAACUUCUCACUCAUCAUUCAGAAUAUAGGGGCGAAUGACAGAGGCCUCUACACAUGCAAUUUGCAUCACCACUACUGCAACAUUCACCAGGCCCUUCAGAUGCAGCUCAAUAUCACCAAGUCAGCCCAUAAGGAGAGGCGUUUUUGGGAUGGAGAGAAGUCCGUUUUUGUGGUCCUGGCGGGGAGCACCGUAGUUCUGCCAUGCAUGAACCGCCGGCCGCUGUGGACCGAGGGCAGCCAGGAGGACCAGCAGCAGGUGGUCCACUGGGACUGGCAGCCGCCGGGUGUGCGUCCAGACGGUGCUGAGCGCCUGGUGGACCUGUACGCCUCGGGCGAGGAACGUAAAUACGGGCCGCACUUCCUGCGCGAGAAGAUGAACAUCACGGCGGACGCCUUCUCGCGUGGCGACUUCUCCCUCCGCAUCUCGGACCUGCAGCCGACGGAGAAGGGGCUAUAUGUCUGCCACCUGCAUCACCACUACUGCGGCCUGCACGAGAGGCGCAUUUUCCGCCUCAUUGUGGGUGCCCCCCUUCUUCAGCAACCCGUCCCCACAAGACCCCGGGAACUCCCGCCAACAGAAGUGCCCGCCAACAAUGAACCUACCAAGAAGCUCACUGUUGUUGAGCUACCCUUCCUGGAGAAUAACGAGGAUCCAAACACAAACAUGGUGGAGACGGCGCGUGUUUUCAAUGUCAUCGUGCCAGAGCCACGCAGUCACUUCCUCAACCAGCUCGGCUACGUCUUGGCCAUCUUCCUCCUGCUCACUCUCAUCGUCGCCGCGGUGAUCCUGCUCACACGGAGCCGCAGGAAGAGAGAGCUGGAGUAUGAUGUGUGUAGAUCUGAACGGGGACAGCCGAGGACAGCCAUUGAGAUGGAACCCACUGGCCUGAAGAACUGCAAUCAGGAUGACCUCAGGGACUACAAGAACAACAUAAUGAAGGAGCAGGCAGAGAUGUCCUAUGCUUCCACUUCAAGAGUCAUAGACCUCAAUAAAGAAAUGGAGAAGCGGUCAUGGAAAUGAGGUGCUGCCUAACAGGCUGCUGGCUGGCCCAGAGCGAAAGGACUUGGCGAUGAGACAACCAAUCGGAGUGCAGGGAGACUCACGAAUGAAGCCAUAAAGGAGGUGUUGCCAUUGUGUCUGCUGUUCAAUAAGCUUCAUGCUACCAACUUUGCUGUCUUAUCUGAUACCCUAUGUAGUAUGUUUAUCACUGCUAAAGCUAUAUAUAUAUCUAGGAUAUUGUAUGCUUUAGGUUGUAGUGCCAUACAUUGACAUUAGUGGUUAAGCUUGCAUUAGCCCCUCGACGAGAUCGAUAUCAAUACACUGUGUCAUUGUUAUAAUGUUCUUUUUUUAUACUGUUACUGUUUUUUUACGUAUUCAAAAAGAAAUAAAAGGAAUGCUGUUGAUAAUGUA
Molecule: messenger RNA, 2060 nt
Organism: Alosa alosa (allis shad)
Lineage: Eukaryota; Metazoa; Chordata; Actinopteri; Clupeiformes; Clupeidae
Gene: mxra8b
Product: matrix-remodelling associated 8b
Exons: 10
Coding region: 324-1670 (448 amino acids)
Biological process (GO): establishment of glial blood-brain barrier; cell adhesion
Cellular component (GO): cell surface; membrane
Source: RefSeq, a predicted model, not a curated record